UCUCUCCCCAAUUACAAAUUACUGUACUGUAUUACAAGUUCGGUACUGCGAUAUUUCACAGGCUAAAACUGGAAUUAUUGUACUAUAUAAAUUACUCUAGAGCCACAAACAUGGAAGACGUGACUGCGUCACUUCACAGUUAGACCACGUACCUGAAUGUCUAGUAGCGAUCAUAAAUUAUCGUGGAAAGGUUCGGAGAGAAAAAACAACUGUUCAGUAAGAACCGUUUACAAAAGCAUGAAUACUCCUGCCCGAUUCAGGACCGUUAAAAGUUUGCAGGUUUACAAUUAUGGAGGAAGAUUUCACUUCGUAAUUAUGUCGACUUCCGAAGAGACCAAGACCUCACGAACAAACUUGAAACUACGCAUGAAAAAUCAACCCGAACGCGAGAUGCGAUCUAACACGAAUUGAAAGUGCUGCACCACAUGCGACCAACUUCAUCGCGUACUCUGACGGUAUCGUCAAGACUUGGCGUGCGGAUUGCACCAUUGCGCCAUCACGCACAUGGAGGGGUGUGGCUAUGGCAUGACCGCAUCUCCGGCUAAUACGUCCAGUGUCCUGGGGGCAGAUAAACGCAGUGAAGCUCUGUCAUACUUGGAUCCGCAGUGGACUCCCUUGGUGUCAGGUGAUCAGGAAAGCCCCGAAACUGAUCCCGAGAACGAACAGCUGACGAAACCUUCCUGGGAGCAUCUGACCAAUUACAUUCAACGCAGUUAUAACCUAACAGCCGCCGACGUGAACAGAGCGCAUCCCGCGGAUGCCAGUUCCUCUGAAGAUUUAACAGAAGAUGAUAAAACCGUGUUGGAUAAUCCGCCGAAAAUUUUCAUCCCAAUGAAAUUUCGUCUACCCGACAUUCCAUUGAAAAUCCGACAUCCACAGCAAAUGGAGCUGGACGAAGGUUUGGGUGUCUACCUUCCCAAAAACCUUUUGGACAAAGACUUCGAAGAGCAGCUGGAGGAUGAGCUGUUCCUUUCCUUACCGAGCUAUGCGGAAAUGGAACGAUAUUUCGGAAAAUCCUCAAACAGCAUACCACCCUUGAACGAGGACGAACAGUGGAUUGUCAGGAAACGCUAUAGCCGGCUAUGCAUUCAAUAUAAAAACAAACUUCAGGAGCUGCGUCGUGAGCUGCUUGAUAAAUGGAAAACAGCGCUGACUGACCGGCCUGACGUCACGAACACCAUGAUUGAAUUAGCCGCAUUUCGCCGAUCGCGGCCGAACUGGCGAGGAUAUUUACUGUUUCUUAACACAUUUAACUAUCGCUACGAUUUUUUGCCGAAUCUUCUACAGUCGCCACUGAAAAAUCCAGUACCCUUCCAAAAUGCAGAUAAACUUUUAGCCAUAAUACGCGAAUUGACCACCGUAAGAAAUAAUCCAUCAAAGUACAGAAGAAUUUAUCCGGACUCCAUUUUCAGUCAGUAUAAACAUUUUCGGAGAAAGAAGCAGAUUGCGGAUAAAAAAAGCAGCGUUUUUGCUACGGGCAGUGGCAUUAGCUCAGAAACGGGGAGAUGUGCCGAUCAGAAAAAGUCGCAUGGUCCGGCUGUCGCAGCCAGAAAACAACCGAAAAAGUUUGCUUAACGAAACCGAUGUCGGUAACCUGACCUUGAAACAGAAACUCAUACGGGCAAGGUUGAUUUCACGCGAGGUGAAAAGAACUUCUCAAAUAGCAGGAAAAAGUGUGGAAACCGAAAUGGCUGAAAAGAAGAAGUCGGACGAAGAAUUUGAACAAAGAAAACGCAACCGGCUAUUACGACGGCAUAUGCGACUCACGGAAAUAUCCGAACACAUAAGCCGUAAACCAAAAAAUUCAUUUCAAAUCCAUCCGACUGGAAUACAGCGCCUUUUUAUGAGUGAAAAGCUGUCAGCGUGGAAUGUCAAGGGUCCACUCAGACGUUACAGGGGAUCAGCUGCACAAAGAAACAGAUCCAAUACGAAGAAUUCAGUAAAGUGGCCCACGACGAAACAGCCUCACUUCGAACCGGAAACCGAAGACAACAGUGAAAACUCUAGCGAAAGCGAAAAUUCAGUGGAGGAUUUGCUUCCAAGAACGGGCCAAUAAUUAUUUAACGGUGCAACUAAACACAGAUCCCUCACCACAAAGAUCGGCCGAAUAUCCUACGCCGAAAACACCAACAGUCUCAGUCAAAUUGCGAUACGAUCUUGGAGAUGCCAUUUUGCAGAAGAAACCACCGGAAGUCCGCAAAUAUCCGGCUUGUUGAAUGCCAUUGAUAAACCACACAACGCCAAAUGCAGACAACCUGCUGCAAACCGCAGCACAACUCAGGUGCAGGCUUCACGGCAACACAAUACACAAUUCGAAUGCACUCCACGCCGCCAUGUAUGGCCGCAUCCCCGUUAUUAUCCCACCAAACGAGCCAUUCGACGAAGAGCUGGCCCUUAUGAAACGAAACGAAGCGCGCCAUGCUCGUCGCAGCAAAUCUGUUUCCGUAUUCGGGACGUCUGUCUACGGGUCAGAAGCGAUGCAGCACAGCAAACGGCAUCAUGCUCCCACGCUGCUUCCCGUCUGGGACAAAGGAGACACGAGAAGACGGUCAUUAGGUCUAGAACAAUCAACAAGUUCAAUCGGAAGCGAAGUAGCUGACAAAGAGAAGAUACGAACAGUACGCAAAAAGCGGCUUCGCACCAGUCAGUUACCGCGGUUCAUGCGAAAAUGGAAAGAAUUUAGCCGCAUCAAAUAAAGUUUGUUUUCUGUACAAUAGCUUUAGAACUUUUAGCUUUAGAACUGACCACGUAAUCCAAAAUCUCAAGAAUGUUCUUCGAGGUUUCCAAAAUCAUAACACACUGUUCGGAUAAGGCUAAAAGAUUUUAAAACAGCAAUUACGAGAUAAAUUUCUAUAAAAAUCGCAUUGCAUCAUAGGAAGA
Messenger RNA from Paramacrobiotus metropolitanus, 2880 nucleotides. RefSeq lists its product as uncharacterized. The transcript is spliced from 4 exons. The record is from RefSeq and is a predicted model, not a curated record. Bases 505 to 1575 code for a protein of 356 amino acids. NCBI's taxonomy places the organism in Eukaryota, Metazoa, Tardigrada, Eutardigrada, Parachela, Macrobiotidae.